Molecule: messenger RNA, 1053 nt
Organism: Juglans regia (Persian walnut)
Lineage: Eukaryota; Viridiplantae; Streptophyta; Magnoliopsida; Fagales; Juglandaceae
Product: protein LIFEGUARD 4-like
Exons: 4
Coding region: 164-895 (243 amino acids)
Cellular component (GO): membrane
Source: RefSeq, a predicted model, not a curated record
ACGCCUCUAAAACCCCAAAACCAAGACAUUUCGAUCAAACGCUCCGCCCAUCUUCUAUACAUUUUCCCUCCCCUUCCCGCACUUCGUGUCCUCCCAAACAAAACCCAGAACCUGGUCAUAUUGCUUCAUAUCCUCCGACAUCUCCCAUUUUUUGAUCACAAACAUGACGAACAAAGGUGACAUUGAGUCUGCUUGGGGAAAGAACAACGCCGACCAACUCUACCCCAUGUUGCUUGAGAGCCCCCAGCUCCGCUGGGCUUUCAUCCGCAAAGUCUACGCUAUCUUGUGCUUUCAAAUGCUUCUCACCACUGCCGUCGCCGCCGUCGUUGUCUUCUUCCGCCCCAUACCCGACUUCAUCGCCCACACUUCCGCUGGCUUUGCCGUCUACAUCGUCAUCUGCGUUCUUCCUUUCAUACUUUUAUGCCCCUUGUAUUGUUACCACAACCGUCACCCGCUGAACAUGUUCCUUCUCAUACUGUUCACGAUCUCGAUUGCAUUAACCGUGGGACUUGCUUGUGCUUUUACCAAAGGGAAGAUCAUCUUGGAGGCUGCUAUUCUCACUUCUGUUGUGGUUGUUAGCCUAACACUCUAUACAUUCUGGGCAGUCAAGAGAGGUAGUGAUUUCAGUUUUCUAGGACCCUUUCUUUUUGCUUCUCUCCUGGUGCUUAUGGCUUUUGGCCUCAUUCAGAUAUUCUUCCCUCUGGGGAAAAUAACAGUGGCAAUCUAUAGUGGAUUGGCAGCGCUCAUAUUCUGUGGUUACAUUGUAUAUGACACGAAUAAUCUGAUCAAGCGCUUCAGCUACGAUGAUUAUGUCUGGGCUUCAGUCUCCCUUUAUCUAGAUAUUGUCAACCUCUUUCUUAGCCUCCUCACUAUACUCAACAUUGUGGACAACUAAAAAAGUCUUCAGUUUCUCCUCUCUCAGUCUCGUGUCUUUCCGUCUUCAGAUUGUCAAAAAGUCGUCACAGAAACCUUAAGCCUUUGUUCACUAGUACUUAAGAAGGGAGUACAGUAAGUAUGUAAAUCCAAUUAAAAGGGUAUUUUUUUUUUUUUAUU